Messenger RNA from Melanaphis sacchari, 410 nucleotides. RefSeq lists its product as uncharacterized. Bases 13 to 360 code for a protein of 115 amino acids. The record is from RefSeq and is a predicted model, not a curated record. The transcript is spliced from 2 exons. Lineage: Eukaryota; Metazoa; Arthropoda; Insecta; Hemiptera; Aphididae.
UUAUUUGUAAAAAUGAACAUUAUCGUCGGUAUCUCGGUGGCUUUAUUGGCAGUUGUUUCAGCACUACAGGUCCAGGCGAACUUUCGUUGCGAGCAUGAUUAUGACGGUCCUGCAGCACCGCUUCACUCUCACCCGAGCUCGAGUCACUUUGGUGAAGAUCCUGCAGCUGCAUUUGCAGCCCGCAUCUUGGAGCCUUUCACCUCGACUUUCACUCCACACCGUCAUGCUAAAGGCCCGUACAACCUGCUACAGCUGUUGCCGUUUCCUGUAGCGCCGUUGAACAUCGCACAACCGUUAACGCCAUUGCAGCCGACCCUUACUCAUCCCUCUCUACUUGGGCCAUUGUUUUCGCUGUUUUAAUAGUAAAAUAAAUUCUCGAAAAUAUAAUAAAACUAUCAGUUUUAUCGUUA